Molecule: messenger RNA, 1227 nt
Organism: Paramecium tetraurelia
Lineage: Eukaryota; Ciliophora; Oligohymenophorea; Peniculida; Parameciidae
Exons: 2
Source: RefSeq, a predicted model, not a curated record
AUGAAUUUUAAAUAAGAUGCUUUUUAGGCUGUGGAUUCUAUCUUUACGAAUGUUCAAAAAAGCUAAAACGACCGAAUAAUAGAAGCUUUGGUUGGUGUGAGAGAAAAAAUAGAGGCUAACUUGGAAGAGCUAGAUAAAUAAGAGGAAGAUUUAAAAGUUAAAGAGGUCUUCCUUCAAAAGAUAUAAAAGUUAAUGUAAUUUGCUGAAAAACCUGCUAACUUAAAAAAGGUUUGGCAAUAUUUCUCCUCAACUGUUUACAAAUCAUAAGAUCAAUUUAUAGAACUCUUAAGAAACAUUCCGAGUUUAAUUCAUUUUCACUUAUAAUAAAAAGUAUUGACAAUAAGUAUGUUUAUAAAACAAAGUUGUGCUGAAUUGUUCUCACACUCACUUAUCACAUUUUAAAUGGAAUUACAACAUGAUGAGCCAAUAUAAAAGGAGAACAUCGAGAAGGAAGAUUAUGUUGGAUGCAUAACUUAUGUAUCACCAGAAGUCUAAAAUGAAAGACUCUAUAAAAUAGUGAUGAAAUUACAAGGCUUUAUUAAUAAAAUUAAAAAACUAGAUGAAUUGAUCAAUAACAGCAACUUGGAUUCCGAUAUCUUAAAAUUCAGUAUCUAGAAUAACGAGAAUAAAGAGAGGAAAAUUACAUUAUGGAGCUUGGAUGACUAAGUAAGCUAUCAAGUCACAACAAAAUCAACCCUAGAAGAAUAACCCAUUUUUGAGUAAAGAAUUUACUUACAAACUGGUAUGGUAAUUUAAUUGAAAUAAAAUUUCAAUCUGAUCGUCAGAGAUUGUGGAAAUAGUGGCAAUAUAGAGAAAAAAGUAGUUAAUGAACAUUUAACUCCUUAUUUAGUCGGAGGAUAGUAAGUUUAGAUUAAACCUAUCCUUGUAAAUGACAACUAAAGAUGGAUCUGUAUCAACAAUGGCUUUGAAGAUGUGAUUUAUUAUCCAGCUGAUAUUCCAAUUAAAUUAUCCAAAAUUUAAACACUUCCAAGGGGAAUUGAAGUGUUAUUAUAAAAUGAUGGAGUUGGCAAUUACAUAACUGUUGUUGGAGACUGUUAGAGAUUUGCUCCAAGAAUCAAAUCCAAGAGGAGUGAGGGUUAACUCUUAUAAUUUAUUACUUUCCAAUAAAAUUUCAAUUUAGGAAUCAUUUACUAAGAGAAUAUAAAAUUAGCCUUGUAUUCUGAUUUAACUUCGUUUUGGAACGGCAAAGAAAUAUUUGAUUUUUGA